Molecule: messenger RNA, 2114 nt
Organism: Panicum virgatum (switchgrass)
Lineage: Eukaryota; Viridiplantae; Streptophyta; Magnoliopsida; Poales; Poaceae
Product: protoporphyrinogen oxidase 2, chloroplastic/mitochondrial
Exons: 17
Coding region: 182-1801 (539 amino acids)
Biological process (GO): heme biosynthetic process
Cellular component (GO): mitochondrial inner membrane
Molecular function (GO): protoporphyrinogen oxidase activity, oxygen as acceptor
Source: RefSeq, a predicted model, not a curated record
CCAUGCGAAAACGGAGGCGUCCAACUGCAAAACCCACCGGAAAAGUUUGACCUGAAAGCCCCCACGCCUCCACCUCCACGAGACGGCGACAAGUCCCCACCCCUUUCCCAAGCAAGCACCAGCGAAAACUCCGAUCCGCGCACAAGCCGACAAGCAAAUCCCCAUCCAAACCCCAAAUCAAAUGCUCACAUCCUCCGCUUCCUCACAUCCUCAUCGCCCCGCCUCCCCGCGCGCCAGCCGGCCCCGCCUCCGCCCCGUCCUCGCGAUGGCGGGCUCCGACGACCCCCGCGCCGCGCCCGCGAGGUCGGUCGCCGUCGUCGGCGCCGGGGUCAGCGGGCUCGCGGCGGCGUACAGGCUGAGGAAGAGCGGCGUGAACGUGACUGUGUUCGAAGCGGCUGACAGGGCGGGUGGGAAGAUACGGACCAAUUCCGAGGGCGGCUUCCUCUGGGAUGAAGGGGCUAACACUAUGACAGAAGGUGAAUUGGAGGCCAGCAAGUUGAUUGAUGAUCUGGGUCUACAUGACAGACAGCAGUAUCCUAACUCCCAACAUAAGCGUUACAUUGUCAAAGAUGGAGCACCAGCACUGAUUCCUUCGGAUCCCAUUUCGUUAAUGAAAAGCAGUGUUCUUUCGACGAAAUCAAAGCUUGCUUUGUUUCUGGAGCCAUUUCUGUACAAGAAAAGUAACACAAGCAACUCUGGAAAAGUGUCUGAUGAGCAUUUAAGUGAGAGUGUCAGGAGCUUCUUUGAACGCCACUUUGGAAGAGAAGUUGUUGACUAUCUUAUUGAUCCAUUUGUAGCUGGAACCAGUGCGGGAGAUCCGGAGUCAUUAUCUAUACGCCAUGCAUUUCCAGCAUUGUGGAAUUUGGAAAGAAAAUAUGGUUCUAUCAUUAUUGGUGCCAUCUUGUCUAAGCUAACAGCUAAAGGUGGCCCAGUAAAGACAGGAAGUGAUUCAUCAGGGAAAAGAAGGAAUAGACGUGCAUCAUUUUCAUUUCAUGUUGGAAUGCAGUCACUAAUAAAUGCACUUCACAAUGAAGUUGGAGAUGGUAAUGUGAAGCUUGGUACAGAAGUAUUGUCAUUAGCAUGUACCUUUGAUGGGCUCCCUGCGACUGGUGGGUGGUCGAUUUCUGUUGAUUCGAAGGAUGGUGGUAGCAAGGAUCUUGCUAAAAACCAAACCUUCGAUGCUGUUAUUAUGACAGCUCCAUUGUCUAAUGUCCAGAGGAUGAAGUUCAGAAAAGGUGGAGCUCCCUUUGUGCUAGACUUUCUUCCUAAGGUGGAUUAUCUCCCGCUAUCUCUCAUGGUGACAGCUUUUAAGAAGGAAGAUGUCAAAAAACCUCUGGAAGGAUUUGGAGUCUUGAUACCCUACAAGGAACAGCAAAAAUAUGGUCUGAAAACUUUUGGGACUCUGUUCUCCUCAAUGAUGUUCCCAGAUCGAGCUCCUGAUGACCAAUACUUGUAUACAACAUUUGUUGGGGGAAGUCACAAUAGAGAUCUUGCUGGAGCUCCAAUGUCUAUUUUGAAACAACUUGUGACUUCUGACCUUAAAAAGCUCUUGGGUGUCGAGGGGCAACCAACUUUUGUGAAGCAUAUAUACUGGAGGAAUGCUUUUCCUUUGUAUGACUGUGAUUACAAUUCUGUAUUGGAAGCUAUAGAGAAGAUGGAGAAGAAUCUUCCAGGGUUCUUCUACGCAGGAAAUAACAAGGACGGGCUGGCUGUUGGUAAUGUUAUAGCUUCAGGAAGCAGGGCUGCUGACCUUGCAAUCUCGUAUCUUGAAUCUCACACCAAGUACAAUAAUUCACACUGAAGGUAUCUGACCUAUGUUCUAGCAAUGACUGACAAACUUCCUCAGUUCAUGCCUCAUGGAGAACAGAAGCAGUUGUGAUGCAGUCUCAGAACCUCGUCAUGCAUUAUAGGCCUUCCUUAAACAUCGGCCAGAAGUGUGGUCACAUGUCUAGAAUGGAAAAAUGAGGGUAAAAACUAUUCUGGUGGCGCCUCUUUUGCCCCACAAAGUGACCAUUGACACAUGCUGCUGGAAAUAAAUUUAAUUUGAUUGAAAUUUUUGAGAAUAUAUGUUGUGUUGACAUGUCCAUUUAUCCAUUAUGAUUUUGUGAGUAGCC